This is a messenger RNA of Hibiscus syriacus, 1037 nucleotides long. RefSeq names its product transcription factor MYB16-like. The transcript is spliced from 3 exons. The coding region runs from base 84 to 1037 and encodes 317 amino acids. Lineage: Eukaryota; Viridiplantae; Streptophyta; Magnoliopsida; Malvales; Malvaceae. The record is from RefSeq and is a predicted model, not a curated record.
UUCAUAUUCUCUCAUUCAAAAUCAAAAUCCACUCACUAACCUCCGUACUCUUAGGCAGCCUGUUAUUUCGUUUUGCGGCCAAAAUGCGGCGGCGAUCGUCUACCAAUAACGGUGAUAAGGAGGUGGCCGGUUUGAAAAGAGGGCCAUGGACAGCUGAAGAAGACGAAAUACUGACGGCUUACAUUCAGAAACACGGCCAUGGUAACUGGCGCGCCUUGCCUGAGAAAGCUGGACUCCAACGAUGUGGGAAGAGCUGUAGAUUGAGGUGGAUUAAUUACCUACGACCUGAUAUCAAAAGAGGAAAAUUUAGUUUACAAGAAGAACAAACCAUCAUUCAACUCCAUGCCCUUCUCGGAAACAGGUGGUCGGCAAUGGCAGCUCACAUCCCGAAAAGGACAGACAACGAGAUAAAGAACCACUGGAACACUCAUCUCAAGAAAAGGCUGAUGAAGCUAGGUAUCGAUCCAAUGACUCACAAGCCUCGCGUGGAAUCAUCAGCACCGCUGUCUGGUUCCACCAAGAACGGUUCCGAUCUAAGACAUAUGGCUCAGUGGGAGAGUGCCCGUCUAGAGGCCGAGGCUAGGUUGGUCCGUGACUCGAAACAGGCCGUUGCUCCAAACCCGAAUCCAAUCCACCACAAGAACAAAAACCACCUUACGCUCGAUCAGAUUCGGGUAAGACCGAGGUGCCUCGACGCACUCACAGCAUGGCAAAGCGUAGUUGCGGGCAUGUUUUCGUUUCCCAGCCAGGAGCUAGAGUCCCCGACUUCGAUCCUUAGUUUCCCUUCCGUCGGACACACCGGCACUAGCUACGCGUACGGCGAGAUGGGGCUUGAUUCGUCGAAAUGCGUCGAGAAAUCGAACCAGCCGUUGCAGGAAUUCGAGGAAACAUUGAUGGAUAGCGACAUCGAUGCAUGGUUCGACGAUUCAUUUAGGGUUGGAAAUUAUGAAAACAUUGAUCAAACUUCUUCGGAUGCUUUGACUUAUAGUGUACUCGAUUUGGUGAACCCUUCACCAUAUGAUUCCUAUAUAUUUUGA